Messenger RNA from Adineta steineri, 3966 nucleotides. NCBI's taxonomy places the organism in Eukaryota, Metazoa, Rotifera, Eurotatoria, Adinetida, Adinetidae. The record is from the annotation of a GenBank genome assembly.
AUGAAUAAUUCCAAAGAUGACGAACAGGAAAUUUGGAAAUCGAAUAUUCUCCAAUUCGAUAUUCCAUCCAGUGAUGACCAAAAGUUAGAACAGAAACAACUACAAGAUUCAUGCAAUGUUGAUGAUCACGGAGUUUCUGAUGAAAAAGAUGAUCUGACAACAUUAAAUGCUCCCUUGUCUCAACCGAUACUUAAAGUAACACAAAUCGGGAUACAAAUGGUAAAUUUAUCAUGGACAUUGAAUGAUUCUGUUGAUCCAUCAUGGAUUAAAGCCUAUCGCAUUAUUGUAAAUACAAAAUCGACUGAAAUUCUUCCACCUAAUCAACAUGAAUACAAAUUAGAAAACCUUGAGCCAGAUACCACAAAUGAAGUUCAAAUCUCUGUGACAUCUCGUUCAGAUUUUGCUGAUGAAAAAAUCUCUGAACCAGUAAAUAUUAUAUGUCCACCACGGCCACAAGCACCAACAAUCCAAUCAAUUGAUUCUAAUCAACCAUGUUCCAUUGGAAUAAAAUGGAAAAUAAAUAAAAAUAAUUCAGAUAGAAUAACAUCUUUUAAAAUUUUUCUCGAUGGAAAACUUCAUGAUGAAAUCGAUACUGAUGGACAGCAUUCAUUUAAAUAUGAAUAUACUCAAUUACAAACUAAUCAAACAUAUUCAAUUUUUAUUAAAGCAUGUAUAAAACAAAACAUAUUUGAUGAUUCCAUCUAUCAAUGUGAUAUUGAAUCAAAUGCAUCGAAUGAAUUAAUAUUACAAUGUACUACUCCAUCAAAAGUUGCACCUCUACGAAUCGAACGAAUGCAUCCAGAUGGAAUUGAUAUUGUUUGGGAUAUACCUACGGAAGAUCAAGAUAUGAACAUAAUUGGAUAUCAGAUAUUGAAAAAUGGACGACCAUUUGGUAAAUCAAUACCAGUUGAUCAACGACGAGCUUCUAUUCAUGAUCUAGUAGUUGGUAAUCGAUAUUCAUUACAAGUAGUACCAAUAAGACAACAUUCUGAUAGCUUCUUAGAAUAUAAUCCUGAAAAUCAUGAUUCCUAUUUGUUAGGACCAAAACUUGACAUUGAAUUUACAGAUUUAAUACAGAUUCCGUCAAAACUUUGGAUUGAAAAUAUUUCUGGUCAUUCAGCAGUAGUUUGUUGGUCUCAAGUCGAUGAUUUAUCAAAUGAAAAUACAAUACCAGAUAGUUACAAACUACAUAUUUGGAAUAGUAGAGAACAAACACGUCAUCAAACUGCCGUUAUUUCAAUAUCAAAAGAUAAAACUAGUCAACAAUUAAAAGAUCUUCAAUCCAGUACAAUCUACGAAGUUCAGUUAGAGGCCUAUAAGAGACGAUAUCGUCAAAUAACAAAUGAAUCAUAUAUUGUCUCAACUAUAUCUGAUAUUUUAACAUUUGAGACAGGUGCACCACCAAAUGCACCAUCAAACUUGCAUAUUAUUUCUUGUACCAAUACAGCUGUUCGUUUAGGCUUUGAUCCAUUUAUUGAACAUAGUGCAGAAAUAAUAGCACUUCGUGUUCAUUGUGAAUCGCUUCAUUCAGGAAAGAAUUCAAGAGAUAUUAUUUUUGAUUUAACACCUGAUUCAACAGAAUUUCUUUUAUCAAAUUUGAUUGAACGUACAGAAUAUAAUGUCACUAUUUAUGCAAUAACUGAUGAAUAUUUAAAUGAAAUUGAUUGUCAUGAUAUUUCACAGUUACCGAAAAAAUUAAAAUUAUCCAAUUGGUUAAUAAGUCAAAGUUUACAAUUUACAACAAGCGGUUGUGAGCCAGCAAGUCAACUACAUAUUUGUAGUGCAACUUUUGAAUCAAUACAACUUGAAUGGAUAUUACCGAAAGCUUAUGGUUCAACAAAAUAUCUCAGCCAAAUACUUCGAUGGAAAUUAGAACGUGGUAGUGAGGAACAUAGUAUGGAACUUGAUUGUAAUAUUGCAAAUGCAAUAAUACCUGGAAUACUACAACAAGGUUUAUAUAGAAUCUCACUUGAUUCAUUAUUUAGUAUGAAAAUGAAUCUUGAAGAUGAUGAAAUCAAUCGAAAAGAAAUUUGUUUAACAAUAAGUGAAAUAACAUUGGUACGUUAUCGUAUACCAGAUUUAUCUGAACGACCAGAAAUUUGUCUAACUGGUUAUACAACAUCAACAAUUGAUUUAACAUGGAAUAAACCGAAUAUGUUUAGUAUUAUUGAUCAUCCAGAAAGAUUAAAUGAACAAAUUAAAAUUCAUCGAAAAUUACUUGGAUAUAGAGUUGAAAUUAAUGGACGAAAAUAUAAUACUUUAGAUGAAAAUCAAUAUCAAUGUACAUUGACUGAAUGUCAUGCUGGUGAAGAAUAUAAAGUACGAUUAGUUGCACAAACUAGUGUUCAAAAUGAAUAUCUAAAUGAUAUGUUUUUACAUGAUGAUGAGCCUAAUGAAACACCCUCAAAAAAAUUACGUGUUCGAAUGUUAACGGAUCAAGAUCUCCUUCGUUCUUUUCAAGCUAAUUUUGAAUUUCAUCAUCAUGUAACAAAAGAAAAUAUUAUUGAACAAAGAAAUGAAAUAAAACCAUUAGGAAAAAUAAAUAUACAUUGGAUAGUAUCAAAUAUCGAAAAUAUUUCAUAUUUUAUUCUACAAUGGCAUUCAUCAAAAGAUUCAUAUAUUCAACAAAAAUUAUUCGAAAGUAAUGAAACAUCAUUUACAAUAGAUGUCUGUGAUGAAAAAGAAUUUUAUAUUAUUGAAAUAAUUAUUGUUACAAACGAUGAUAUAAAAUAUCAAUAUGAACAAUUAAAAAUGCCAAUACCAGGUGAACCAGAUGCACCAAAACUAUGGUUGCUUAAAACAUCUGAUUCAAAUUUUGUUGUUGAAUGGUCAGAACCAAAAUCUUAUGGUAUACCUAUUAUUGGCUUUCAAUUAUAUAUUGAAGGUAAAAAAGCAGGUGAUAUGGUUGAAGUUAAUUUACGUCGAGCUGAAAUUCCUUCGGAGAUUAAUCGAGCAUAUGAAAUCAAUAUAUGUGCUUUAACAAAUAAUCCUCAACGUACACGAUCAGUUAUGUCACAAACAUUAGCAGUUAUUACAACACCAGCAAUGCAGAUCAAUAAUAAUAUAACUCCUGCAAUAGCUAUUCAAAUUGAAUCAAUUAAUGAAGAAAAACUUCAUGUUAAUUGGAAAACAUUUGUACCGAUGACAGAAAUACGUUGUUAUUAUAUCCAUUAUACUUGUUUGAAUACUGGUGAAAUACAAACUAUGAAAGUAUCGAAACGAUAUCGACAUGCAACAAUACGUAAUUUAAACUCGGGUUUUACUUAUGAAAUCAUGGUUUUGGCUGUUGAUAAAAAUGGUAGAAUAUUAUAUUCAUCAGAUAAAAGUACUAUUCAUAUGAAUGUGUCACCUAAUGCUCCAAUUGUUGCAAUUCGUGAACGUACAAAUGAUCAUGUAACACUUGAAUGGCGUCCAGCACCAAAUUGUGAUGAACUUACUAUUGUUAGUUAUAAAAUUUAUGUUAAUAAUCGUCUAACAGCUAUUCUUUCUAAUGAUCAAUUAUCAUAUACUUUGACAAAUGGUUCACCGUGUGAAGAAUAUACAGUUUAUAUUCAAGCAAUAAGUGAUGAUAAAAAUAUUCCGAGUCCAAUGUCUCGUGGUGUCAAAUUUUUUUGGCCAGGUAUUAAACCAGGUAUAUUUCGACGUUUAGAUGAUGGACAAACAGGGAUUGUUGUUGUGGCUUGGGAACAACCUCGUUUAGAAGAUGAAACAGACAGAUUGAUUGGAUUUAAACUUUUUUCAGAAAAUAUAUCAACACAUGUUGUUCGUUCACAUGGUGAAUAUAAUGCUGAAACAUAUCGAGCAGUAAUCUAUAAUUUAAGUAAUGCAAAAUAUCUUCUUUGGUUAGAAAUUCAAAGUGAACUUUAUUCUGUUCGUGCUCGACCCAUUACAAUUACAUCUGGUCGAUUUCGAAGUCGCUCAUCAUUUGCACCAGCAAAAUGUUUUUUGAAGAAACAAAAACGGUAA